Molecule: messenger RNA, 2001 nt
Organism: Arabidopsis lyrata subsp. lyrata
Lineage: Eukaryota; Viridiplantae; Streptophyta; Magnoliopsida; Brassicales; Brassicaceae
Product: 4-coumarate--CoA ligase-like 8
Exons: 4
Coding region: 156-1832 (558 amino acids)
Cellular component (GO): peroxisome
Molecular function (GO): CoA-ligase activity
Source: RefSeq, a predicted model, not a curated record
AUAUCCAUUAAUCCAUAACCUUGGAACAGCUAUAGUCUCUCUAUGGUUCUGCUCUUUUUCCACUUACUAAUGCAUGCUUUAAGACACCUGAAUUUUAGACUUUGUGUCUUAAAAUCUCAGAGCUGCAUCAUCCAUCUAUCCUCCACCUAAAGAAAAUGGCGGAUUCCCAAAGAUCAUCGUCAUCGCUGAUCAAUCCUAGAAAUGGUUUCUGUGUUGCAAACUCAACAUUCUACAGUAAACGCAACCCAUUGCAACUUCCAGCGAACACCUCGCUUGACGUCACAACAUUUAUGGCCUCUCAAGCUCAUUGUGGCACUACUGCCUUCAUCGACGCGGCCACAGGUCACAGUAUAAGCUUCUCCGAUUUCUGGAGAGCCGUUCAUAAUGUCGCCGACUGUCUCCACCAUGACAUCGGCAUAAGGAGAGGUGACGUCGUACUCAUCCUCUCCCCUAACUCCAUCUCCAUCCCCGUCGUAAGCCUCGCCGUCAUGUCCCUAGGGGCCGUCAUAACCACCGCGAAUCUUCUGAACACUGCCAGUGAGAUCUCUAGACAGAUUGCAGACAGCAAGCCAAAGCUGGCCUUCACAACUCCUGAGCUAGCCCCAAAACUCGCAGCCUCCGCCGAUAUCUCUGUUGUCUUGACGGAGGAGGAAGAGGAAGAGCGCGUGAGAUACACUCGGGGAGUCAGGGUCGUUGGGGUUUUAACCGAGAUGAUGAAAAAGGAACAGAGUGGUCCGCGAGUCAGAGACCGAGUUAACCAAGACGAAACGGCGAUGCUGCUCUACUCGUCGGGAACCACAGGAAGAAGCAAAGGAGUGGAUUCGUCUCACAGAAACUUAAUCUCGCACAUAGCAAGAUACAUCGCCGAGCCAUUUGAGCCAAAUCAGACUUUCCUCUGCACCGUUCCGAUGUUCCACACCUAUGGAUUACUGAUCUGCGCCAUGGCCACCGUAGCGUUAGGUUCGACUCUGGUAAUUCUCCGGAAGUUUGAUCUCCACGAUAUGUUGGCGGCAAUCGAGAAAUACAGAGCCACGACUCUGGUUUCGGCGCCGCCGGUUUUGAUAGCUAUGAUCAACGGCUCAGAGCUUAUCAAGGCCAAGUACGAUUUGACCUCCCUGAAAACGGUUAGAUCCGGUGGAUCCCCGUUGAGCAAGGAGGUUACAGAGAGUUUUCUAGAGAAAUAUCCAACGGUUGAUAUUUUUCAAGCGUACGCUUUAACGGAAUCAAACAGCGCGGGGGCUUCCAUAGAUUCGGUGGAGGAGAGUCGGAGAUAUGGUGCCGUUGGGAAGUUGUCGUCCGGCGUGGAAGCGAUGAUUGUAGAUCCGGGUUCGGGUCGGAUCUUGGGUGAGAACCAAACGGGAGAGCUUUGGCUCAAAAGUCCCGCCAUUGCAAAAGGUUAUUUUAGAAACGAAGAAGCUACAAAAGAAGCUUUUAAUUCAGAAGGAUGGCUUAAAACUGGAGAUCUCUGCUACAUCGACCAUGAUGGAUUUCUUUUUGUUGUGGAUCGAUUGAAAGAAGUUAUCAAAUACAAAGCUUACCAGGUCCCUCCAGCUGAACUAGAAGCUUUGCUGCUCACUCAUCCUGAGAUCAUUGAUGCUGCAGUAAUUCCGUUUCCGGACAAAGAAGUGGGGCAAUUUCCGAUGGCGUGCAUUGUACGAAAAAGUGGAAGCUACUUAACAGAGAAGUCGAUAAUGGAGUUUGUAGCAAAACAAGUGGCACCGUACAAGAAGAUACGAAAAGUGAAAUUCAUGUCUUCUAUACCAAAGAAUCCUUCAGGCAAGAUUCUACGUAAAGAUCUCAUCCAGCUCGUCACUUCCAACUCCAAGCUUUGAAACUGUUACAAGACUAUAUAAUGAGAGCCCAAUCUCAAUGUAUAAAUAUUAAAUCUAUCACCUCUGUGGCUUUGUGGAAAAACCAAAACUAAAUAACACUCUCCAUCCAUUUGGAAAUAUGACCGUAAUUUGUUAUAAUCAAAGAUCCGAACACUAAGUACGUACUCCA